Messenger RNA from Puntigrus tetrazona (Sumatra barb), 3786 nucleotides. It is a transcript of the gene tmod2, whose product is annotated as tropomodulin 2. The record is from RefSeq and is a predicted model, not a curated record. The transcript has 10 exons. NCBI's taxonomy places the organism in Eukaryota, Metazoa, Chordata, Actinopteri, Cypriniformes, Cyprinidae. Gene Ontology annotation, biological process: pointed-end actin filament capping; myofibril assembly; muscle contraction. Gene Ontology annotation, molecular function: tropomyosin binding. Gene Ontology annotation, cellular component: myofibril; striated muscle thin filament. Bases 172 to 1209 code for a protein of 345 amino acids.
UCUGGUUUCCUGUGUUACCGCCCUUGGGCUGAGACAGUGAAGACGGGUGCGGGAGUUUUUUUUGCUUUCCGACCAGGAAUAGGUCAAUAAAGGGUGAAACGCUUGCAGGAAUUUCACUAAGGCAUUGAAUCGAACUGGACAGCAGUCUCUCUCUGACGGACGGCGUGAACCAUGGCACUUCCGUUUAAGAAAGAUCUGGAGAAGUAUAAGGAGAUUGAUGAGGAUGAGAUUCUCAACAAGCUGUCAGAGGAGGAACUCAAGCAACUGGAGAGCGCUCUAGAGGAGAUCGACCCAGAGAAUGCUUUGCUGCCAGCCGGAAUGAGGCAGAAGGACCAGACCUCAAAAGCAGCCACUGGUCCUUUUAACCGUGAUAAACUGCUACAGUAUCUGGAGAAGGAGGCUAUGGACUAUAAAGACAGAGAUGAUUAUGUCCCCUUCACUGGAGAGAAGAAAGGAAAGGUAUGGAUUCCCAAAAAGAAGCCAAUCGAGAUCCAUCAGGAGGAAGCCACGACCCUUGACCCGGAAUUGGAAGAGGCACUUUCUAGCGCUACUGACACAGAACUGCAUGACCUGGCAGCUAUUCUUGGAGUGAACACACUGGUGACAAGCACACAGAGUUAUGAUGGCACCUGUACAGAUGGCUAUAACAAUGUUAUUAAGGGAGAAAAGGUAAAGCCAGUUUUUGAUGAGCCACCAAACCCUACAAACGUGGAGGAAACUCUUCAGCGGAUAAAGUCCAAUGAUUCCUCACUGACUGAAGUAAAUCUCAACAAUAUAAAGAACAUUCCAAUCCCGACUCUAAAGGACUUGGCUAAAGCCAUGGAGAGGAACACUCAUGUGAAGAAGUUCAGCCUGGCUGCCACCAGAAGCAAUGACCCUGUUGCCAUGGCUUUUUCAGACAUGUUACGAGAGAAUAAGAUGCUAAAAAGUUUAAAUCUGGAGUCUAAUUUUAUCACGGGCGCAGGAGUUCAGUCUCUGGUAGAAGCUCUACGGGACAAUGACACGCUUACAGAGAUCAAGAUUGACAACCAGCGGCAGCAGCUCGGUACGUCGACAGAGAUGGAGAUCGCUAAGAUGCUGGAGCAGAAUACAAGUAUUGUGAAGUUUGGGUACCACUUCACCCAGCAGGGUCCCAGAUCCCGUGCCGCUGCCGCAAUCACAAAAAACAAUGACCUGGUGCGGCGGAGGCGAGUAGAGAGGGACGUGUAGAACAUAUUCUCCUCUCUCUCUCUCUCUCUCUCACAAGCUCAUCAGACUCGUGUGCCAAACCCUCUGAGGGAGCCGCUUCACCUGAAGAAGGGACACAACUGGAUACUUUGCUUCCCUAAUGUUAAUACUCAAUGAUCUUUUUAUGUUGUAUUAUUAUUAUUAUUAUUAUUGUUGUUAAUUGUUGUUUGUUUUUAUAGCUGCAACUCUUUUGCAGCCGUUUUUUUUGUUUGCUCGUGUAAAACCUUUUCUGCUCUUUUCUUUGUAAAAGUUCUUCGACAUGAAACUAAACAGGUUGCAAUGGAUACACACAACUAGCACGACAAGCGCUAUUGUGAUCUCUUAACGGAUGGGCCGGACCAGAACCUGGCGCCCACGUUCACUCCGAACAAAUCUAGACUCAACUGGACUGGAUCUGCUGUGUUUCCCCCGCUUAAUGUGAGCUAAAUCUAGAUAUCGAGUCUGGGUUUGGAGCACGGGUUUCCUCAGAGCCAACGAGAGCCAAGCUGUUCGUAACAGACACUCCUUAAUAAAAAUCUUCUAUUUUCUUGCUGUUAACUUCACCGUGAGCGUGAGAGACGAUGUUGGGUUGCGCGUGGAUGUUUUUGGGCAGCUGGGUCGUCUCAAACUCUCAGCUUCCACACUACGCACCACGAUUGAGACAAUUCAUAUUGUAAACUUCACCUCUAUUCCAGACACACGCCAGCUGAUACCGUGCGUCUGAGGAGUUACAGCGCUAAUUUUAGAUCAGCGCCCCAUUUUCAACAAUUGUCUUUGAAAAUGGAAAGAUUUUUAUUAGAUCAGCACUAAUGACAACCUUGGGCGUGUAAAUGAAAGUCAAAGAUUGACAGGAUUCACGUAGGACUUAAAAACUUCAGAGCAAUGCACUAAGGGAUCUUUUCGUUUAUUUUAUUAUUUUUAACACGGGAAGUGAGCAUUUGUGUAAUUUAGUUAUCAGUUACGGAUUGAGAUGAGAGUAUCCUCCUUGUAGAUACAUCUGAAAUGGCUUUUCUAAUACCAUGCCAAAGACUAACACCUAAAUACUCUCGUUUUCUAGACUUUCAAGCUGAGGUCAGACAGGAAAUAGUUUUGGAUGUCAUCUUUUGAGUUUAUUAAAGGUAUAAUUCACCAUAAAAGAUAAUGCUAAAUAUAUUGCCCUGAAUUAUUUCGAAGUUGUAUUUUGCUGUUAUUUUUUUUUAAUAGAAUACAAAAGGUAAUUUUUUUUUUUUUUUUUUAAGUAUUUUCUCAUGGUAACCAUGGUUAUCAAACACCUUGUACAAUAUUUUUUUUUUUAUGCAGGUUAGGACAACAUUUUAAAUUGUUCACUCUAAUUGGUUUACCAACAGCCCAUCGCCAAGUGGCUUGGAAUGUAACGCACAAAUUUUGUUGGAAAAAAUUGUGGCCUUACGAUUCCCAUUCAAAAAAAUAAACAGAUGCAGGAUUGGAACAACGUGAGUGAGCAAAUGGUGGUGGAUUAUUCCUUUAGUUUAUCUAGAAGAGUUUUUUUUUUUGAAGCACAUGGCCUGUGCGAGGGAGGAAAUUAGGGAACUAGUUGGAACGAGAGCGAGAGGGACGAGUAAAGUUUCAUCUUAAAUAGCAACCGAUUCUGUGAGCAUUCAGUGGUCCUGGUGCGGCCAGAGCCCCGAACAUACAUGCACGUUUGUGAUCGCAUGCAUGUUUGCAACGUAAAGCUUUAUCUUUUCACUAAAGCGAUCUAACAUGCUUUCGUAACAACGGUGUAAAAUACUGAAUUAACCUUAAUACCGCUUGCCAUUUUCUGUGAGUUUGUACAUCCUGCGAGGUUCAUUGAUUGUGGUGUAUAACGUAGAGCACAGGCGAUUUGGCACGUUUUUUUGAGAAAGGUGGUGAAGCCGCCAAAUGGACCUUCUGCACAAAAGUACGGCAUCUCUGGCGAAGCAGUCGGAGCAUGCCCGGUAUGGAUUAUAUAGCUGGAUUACACAGGGGAACAUGUUGUACACCUGCUUUAAUGCAAAAGCUAGGACCAAGUUUGAAUUGUUUCUUUUCUCACCUUGUCGUUAAGCUUCAUUGUUUUGUACCGUUUUGUUUUGUAAGAGCCUUGUGUAUCAAUUGACUUUGAGUUUUUUGUUUGUCUUUCAUUUUUCUUUGAACAAAUGCUGAAUUGUGUGUAUGAAGUCUUUUUUUUUUUUUUUUUUUUUUUUUUUUUUUUUUCACGUUAUGGUUCAUGUUUCAUUCCAUCUUUCAUUGAUUAUGGGUUAAAGGUUCAUGCUUUGCAGAAAGCUUGUGCUUGUAAGAAAGAACUCUGCAAUCUUACAUUGGGUUCAUUUGAAAUAUCCAUCUCAAAUCCUCUUCAGAAGAUUCCACACAUUAUAUAUAUAUAUAUAUAUAUAUAUAUAUAUAUAUAUAUAUAUAUAUAUAUAUAUAUAUAUAUAUAUAUAUAUAUAUAUAUAACCAUGUAAAUGAACGCCUCUUAUAUUGCCAUAAUUUUGUAUGUUGAUACUACAUGUCUGGAUUUCAGAAGAGGAAAUCUUACUAUGUACUGUUAAUAACACAAAUCUGUAAAGUAUCAGACGUCCUCAAUAAAAUGUAUGUUUUUACAAA